Penicillium oxalicum is the source of this 348-nucleotide messenger RNA. RefSeq lists its product as uncharacterized. The transcript is spliced from 2 exons. The record is from RefSeq and is a predicted model, not a curated record. Bases 1 to 348 code for a protein of 115 amino acids. Lineage: Eukaryota; Fungi; Ascomycota; Eurotiomycetes; Eurotiales; Aspergillaceae.
AUGGCUGCUCUAAUCGAUGUGAGCCAUCUUGCUGAGAUUAUUCCCGUCAUUCGCACUUGGUGGUCUAAUCCGUUCGCCUGCCUACUGAAAAUACUCACUGGAACCUCCAGCUUAAUAUGUCUGGGCUUCACAGCGGCCCAACGGAGCUUGGCAAAGGUUGCCGUAUCCUUCCAAAUCAUCGAGAUGUUUAAUACUGUAGCACCAUCACCUUCAUCAUAUAGCCAAAGCUCUGGCCGUAGAGACUUCCCGUGGAUGGGUCAGCGGAGCUUUGAAGGAUACAAUACAAUUGGCGAGUUAUCAGCCAGGUGGGGCUGCGUUAUCAGAUUGGCUGAUAGCGGCCCCAAGUAA